This is a messenger RNA of Penicillium angulare, 2343 nucleotides long. RefSeq lists its product as uncharacterized. The transcript has 2 exons. The record is from RefSeq and is a predicted model, not a curated record. The coding region runs from base 1 to 2343 and encodes 780 amino acids. NCBI's taxonomy places the organism in Eukaryota, Fungi, Ascomycota, Eurotiomycetes, Eurotiales, Aspergillaceae.
AUGGCGCACAGAAACCAAACUUGGCCAGUUUGGCAAAGCGAGUCCCAUGAUUCCAUUUCUGGUUCCUCAAAUAAAGUCAGCGAGGAAAGUGAGCUCCAGCUCCUGUCUGCUGAAAUACCUGAUGAUCAGCCCGAGGAAGCCAAGCCACUUUCACCAAGCGAACCUCGUACCAAGCCCUCUAAAUUGGAGGCCAUAUUUCGCUCACUCGGUCUAGGAAUCAUCUUCACUAAAAUCGUCAAGCGCGACAAAGAAUACCCCAAGGUGGUGGUCUGGAAAUCUCACCAAGUGGCACUACCAAAGACGCUAUUACAUAUUGUUCCAUUCGGCAUAUCAAUCUUCCUCGUGACUAUCAACAUAAUUGGAUACUUCAUUGGGACCGAGAUCAGCGGGAUAGAAGGCUACAACAGCGCCAAACUUGGCGCAUUGCAAUUCGCAGCCAAAUUGCACGAAAUCACUAUCCUGGCCUCGCUAAGCAUGAUCGUCUUCACCCUGGUUCAGAUGAGGCUUGUCUCACAGAAAGUCGCAUUUGGCAGCGUCUUCUCUGGUCUUCAGUUUCAAAGUUUAAGUUAUCUCUGGUCCAAGGAACUGUGGGAAGUGAUAGUUUCCGAAUGGGGGCAACCGCACGGGAAACUCUUCAUAGUGACUCUGCUUCUGGGAAUGCUCCUCGCGCCCACCGUGGGUCCAUCCUCUGCCGUCUUGAUGGUCCCAAAGCUCCAAGAUUGGCCCGCAGGAGGAACCGAAUUUUGGCUCAACGCGACUCGAGAUGAGCUCUGGCCGCUGGAAGUCACAGACAGCGAUGUCAACCCCUCGUGCCUGGUUGACGAUAAUAGCCCACAAGAACUGCUAUACUGUCCAUGGACGGGCCUAAAAGCCUUUCUGGGCGCGUUUCUACCGGGCCUUCGGAAUCUGAGCCCCCCCGGAAAAUACAACUCGUACGCAUGGACCCCGGACGAAGUGUCUCUGCCGGGGAAGUAUGGCGCACGCGUCUUGAAUGCCAGAUCUCCCACCAACAUCCCCUUUACGAGUGCGUUCUGUCCGAGCAUGGUGGUGGCCGAUUCGCUCGCCCUGUCAGGGAUGCACUGGGCGCAUGCUAGCCAAUGUGGGCCCCCGCGGCAGCACUUUGCCUGGCGUAACUCGGCCACCUGGAGUAUCAAGAAUCUCCAGCAGCCUAUCACCAACGUCGCCUGCAACGAGCUAGACUUGAGUGAUGGAAGCUCCGAUCUCCUUCAAGGUGACACAAUGAUUGGCUUCCCGGUAUGGGACACGUACGUGCCAGGCGCCAACAACGUGCCCACGUACACAAUAGCAAAUCUAAACAGCUCCGCGCUAGCAACCCAGGUUCUUGAUCAGCUCCAAAAGAACAGCUCUCAGCCUGAAGUCUUCUGGCUGGACCUGGACCAGUCCGUAUUUGGGAACAAUUCGAUCGGGGCAAUCGUCAUGCUGCCCGCAACAGGAGAAGAAGGACAGAACACCAGCAGGAUCCUAGCCUGCGAGGUCGACUCCCACUGGAUGAGCUUGGAGUAUCAGAUCAAUACCAUGUGGGCCGUUCAGGCCGAUUUCGACGAACGCGAGAGCGAAUCGCGGCCCUUUAUUUCUGCCUUGCCACGCAUCCACAUUGAUCCCAGGUGGGCGCAGUAUUUAAACCCCUCCUCCUCAACCGACAACAGCACCCUAUUCGGAGACAUGGCCGCAGCCGCAGGUAUCUGGGCCGCCGACUCCGUCGGCACAACGACUAAAGCAGAAGGCAGAGAUGUUGUCGAUACCUAUCCCUUGUACUCCCUCCACGUCCUCGAAGCUAUCCUCGCAGGAAUGAUAACCAACGGCCUCUCCACCCUCAACGCAAAGACUACCAUCCAAGGCACACUCCCAGGGCCAGAGAACUGCUCCACCACCUGGGUAGACACAUUCUUCCCGCGGAAGCCUAGCGGACUCGGUCGAGGCGCAGGAACGCUGUGGGAUAUGACGGGCGUCGACACGACAAACAUGACCCGGUUCACUAUGACGGCGACUGCUAAUGGGUACGCGUACGGGCUGAGUGGGGCCACCUCGAUAGCUUCGAUGGUCGUUCUGCUGGUGUACUGCGCGAUGACUAUUCCUCACACCGUGUUCGUAUGGUGGACGGGCUGGACUUCGUCGAGCUGGGACUCUAUCCCAGAGCUGGUUGCCUUAGCCCUUCAAUCUAGCCCUACUGAUGUCUUGAAGAAUACUGGGGCGGGAAUAUCCACGGCGGCUGUGUUUCGCGAGAAGGUUCAAGUUUUGGAUGUGCGCAGGCGGUUGAGGCUGACGUUUAGGGAUACGGAGGAUGGUGGGUUGAUGGUCAAGGCAAAUGAGACUUAUGAAUAG